AUUAAUGUGAUAAAUGUAUUGAAUCGGCUAAAGGAUGCUCAUACGGGGUUAUCUAGUGAUUGCUAUAGCAACUUUAUCUUUGUUCAAGGAAUGGAUCUAUACUCCACCGUCGAUUCUAGGGGAGAACAGUCUAUCAAAGUUUGGAAAGACUUUGUUGACGACACGAAUUCUGAUUGUGAUGUACUACAAAUCGAUGGUUUACCCGCACUACAAGCUAUUAAACAGUACGCUGAUAAAGAAAUUGGACUUGUACGAGACAUUGGAGUCCGUUUCAAUGUGGCGCUUACUUCUCUCUCAGCAGAUGGGACAUCAGAAUUUUCUAAUUAUUUUAGUCGACGCCAGUAUUUACCGCCGACCGAUGAAAUUUCUUACACAUUAAAGUGUAAAGGAUCAAAAAAGACUGUUAAACGAACAUGGACAGCCUGUGGAAUAAGUAGUUCUAUAGAGUCUGUAACCGAUCCCGAAACAUACUGGAACAAGAAUUGUUUACCAGCCUUUUCUAAUACACGACAGCUAUAUUACCGAAAAAUUUCGACAACAUUAAAAACGCAAAAACGACCAACCUCCCCAACAACAGACAACAUCUGCAGAAUAAUUGGUCAAGAUGAAGUAUUAUUAAAUAAAGCUCAAUUACUUAUUAACCUAGAUUCAGUAGGGUUCUACCAUUUGAAGAAAAAGAAGAAGAUCGGCGUAUUGACAAUGUCUUCAGUGAGGUUUGGCAACCUUAUGCCAGGCUUCCAAAAAUUUAUUGAUAAAGGCGUGAAAAAGGUUAUUCUUGAUCUGACCAAUAACGAUGGUGGUUACAUAAUUGGUGCACACUACUUUAACAAUCUUCUCUUCCCUCAAACUGACCCUUAUUUUGAAACCGAUUUUAGGGUCAGUGAACUCAUGCGAUUGAGCAUCCAAAAAUCAAGCAGUUCAGAUUUUAUAACGUACCCCGGCAUUUGGGUUGAUCCACAAACAAAGAAACCAUUUAAGGAUGCCACAAAAUUCAUUGGAAAUAACAUAUAUACUCGCGGUGGAGUAUCAGGGAGUUAUACUUCGCGUUUCAUUGGUCCGAAAGGGCCUUCGUCCAAAAUAAACCUCCCAUGGAAGGCGGAAGACUAUGUUAUCCUAACGAAUGGAUUUUGUGGAUCAUCAUGCUCAUUCAUCGCCACCCACCUUGCCGAGGAAAACAAUGUUGCCACCGUUUCCGUAGGCGGUCUUUUCAAUACCCCGAUGGCAUAUGCGUCCUUCACCGGCGGACAAGAAUAUCAGUUAAAUUCUAUCAUAAGAGAACUAGAAAGGCUUGGUCUCAGUAACAAUCCCCUUGCCCCAAGUCAUUUGCCAAUAAGUGCGGGCCUAAAUUUUGUUAUCAGAGAGGCAUAUAGCAGGUCGGAUCCAAAUGAGGUGUUAGAGUUUUUAUAUCGACCGGCAACAAAGCGGUUAUACUAUGAUAGUAAAAGCGCACGAGAUCCGAGUGAGUUAUGGGCACAAGUUGCGGACAUGUUGUAG
Molecule: messenger RNA, 1494 nt
Organism: Acaulospora colombiana
Lineage: Eukaryota; Fungi; Glomeromycota; Glomeromycetes; Diversisporales; Acaulosporaceae
Source: the annotation of a GenBank genome assembly